This is a messenger RNA of Chaetomium strumarium, 2432 nucleotides long. Its product is annotated as ribonuclease H-like domain-containing protein. The coding region runs from base 356 to 1990 and encodes 544 amino acids. Gene Ontology annotation, molecular function: poly(A)-specific ribonuclease activity; nucleic acid binding. The transcript is spliced from 2 exons. Gene Ontology annotation, cellular component: CCR4-NOT core complex; P-body; CCR4-NOT complex. The record is from RefSeq and is a predicted model, not a curated record. Lineage: Eukaryota; Fungi; Ascomycota; Sordariomycetes; Sordariales; Chaetomiaceae.
UGAUGAACGAACCUGGUCGCCGCUUUGAUUCAACCCCUCGCGAUCUGACCAGUGCAGCGAAAUCCGACAUUUUUCACCGCAGAGCGUCACCUCGACACUUUCAGUAGGCAACUUCACAACUAUUUGCAAUUAGCGGGAUUUCUCGACCGAAUCCGACCGCAGGCGCAGACCAGGGAGUUCGACACGUCUGAUCUCGCGACUUGUCCCUGCCACCCGCAACCUGCAUCCAUUAUACCCCAGCGGAGGGACGGGAAUGGUCCCUUCAAGACCCGAAUCCGACACUGCGCUUAGGAUACAACCUGCAAGAUAGGCUAGAGAUCGAGAAAAACAAUAUAACGGGCGCCGCCACCACGCGAUGCCUCUGCCGCUCAACCGGUUCGCCAGCGGGCCCAGCACGCUUUCCUAUCACCAGCAGUUCCCUACGCAUGCUCAGCACGCAGCGAGUCACCCACCUCCCCUCGGCGGGACCGCGGCCUACCUAAACGCCCAGGUAGGCCAGGUCAACCCCUUCUCGGCGAACGGCAACCUCCUAGGCCUAGCCAGUGGCCUCAAUGCCGGCGCAGGAUUCAGUGUCGGUGGCGACGGGGGGCUAGCAAGUCAUGCCGCGCGCAUGGGCUUUGCGCACGCGGGAAGUCUGCAGCAGCAGCAGCAACAACAACAGCAGUCCCAGCAGCAGCAAGCGCUUCAACAACCACAGUCGCAACAUGCCCAGCAUGCCCCGCCCGUCCAGCAUCCGCAACACGUGCAGCAGCAAAGUCACGGCUUGAUCGAGCAUGCGACACGGAUAGCGCAGAAGGGACGGAUAAGGGAGGUGUGGAAACACAAUCUGCACGAGGAGAUGGCAAACCUGCGGGACCUGGUCGACAGGUAUCCGUAUAUCGCUAUGGAUACCGAGUUCCCAGGAGUUGUGGCGAGACCUAUGGGUGGCUUCCGCGGAAAGAGCGAUUACCAUUAUCAAUGUCUUCGGACGAAUGUGGAUCUGUUGAAGGUCAUACAGAUCGGCCUCGCACUCUUUAACGAAGAUGGCGAGCAGCCGCCAGCUCGACCAAGCUCUACCGAUUCGGUAGAUCUGCGGAGGACGAGCAACCAGGCCCCGUUGCCGUGCGCUUGGCAGUUCAACUUCAAGUUCUCGAUCAAGGAUGACAUGUACAACGAGACCUCAAUCGAGUCGCUGCGACAAGCCGGCAUCGACUUCGCGCUGCUCGAGCGGGACGGCAUCGACCCGCACGAAUUCGCCUCUCUGCUCAUCCCCUCAGGCCUGGUCUGUUUCGAGAAUGUCCGUUGGCUAAGCUUUCACGGCGGCUACGACUUCGGCUACUUGACCAAGUUGCUGAUAUGCCAGCCCCUGCCCUGCGAUGAGGUCGAGUUCGACCAGAUCAUGAAGCUCUACUUCCCGUCCACGUACGAUGUUAAGCACCUCAUGAAGCACGCCAUCAAGCUGCUCAACAGCGGCAUGCUCACCACAAGCGACCCCAGUGCGACGGAGAUCCUCCAGAAGUUCGAGCAGAAAUCGGGUUUAGAGCACAUCGCCGAGACGCUUAAGCUGAAGCGAGUCGGGAGCGCACACCAGGCCGGCUCCGAUAGCCUGCUGACAGGCCGCGUGUUCUUCGAACUGCGGAAACGGAUUUUUAACGGAGAGAUAUCUGACGAGCAUCUCGGCAAGGUCUGGGGUCUCGGUUUCCCCGAUUAUUCCAUCGGUGGUGCCGGCAUCACAGUGGGUCCGCUCAACGGCAACGGCAACGGCAACGGUGGUGCCCAGCAGCAGGUUGAAAAUACCCCGCCGAAUCACCACCAUCCCCCCAACGGAAAUGCCCUCCAGAACGGCACUCCGAGCACGCCUAAUACUGGUAGCGUCAAUCUGGCGGGCACACCAGCCCCAUCCUCCCAUAAUACCAAUGGAACGACUUCCGGUGGCGGCGGCGGAGGCCCUAUGACGCCAGGAGGCGGCGGUGGCGUGUUUGGUGCGUUUUUCGCCGGGAACGCGCGGUAGAUAGGAUCAGGGGGGCUUGAAGACCUGGCAAUAUAUGGUUGUGGUAUAGGCUGUGCUGGACGGAUAGGUAGGCGGCUCAGGACAAACGGUGCUGGUUCUUUCCUCUGGUAGUUGUCCCUUAUGCUCUCUCCUUUUCGCUUAUCUUUUGGAGGUCCGCAAGGGGGGCUACGAUACCCCAGAAUACAUUACGCGUCCUUCGCUACCGGAGACGAUGCUACAUGCUACAUGUUUCGAGUGGCUGUCCAGAUAAUGUGUGAAUCGAAGAAACAAGGGGUUCACUACACUCGGAGAGGACGGAAGCGAAAGGGUGCUUCUACUGGGGAACCAAUUCCUAAUUCCCUAGGGGUGGCCAUUUAUUUCUCUUGAUGACCUACUCGCAACCAAUGCCGCCGCCCUAGACUACGUCCACACACACUUGGAUGGCAAGGACAAGAUUCUCAGC